Cucurbita pepo subsp. pepo (vegetable marrow) is the source of this 1683-nucleotide messenger RNA. RefSeq names its product ATP-dependent zinc metalloprotease. Gene Ontology annotation, molecular function: ATP-dependent peptidase activity; ATP binding; metalloendopeptidase activity. Lineage: Eukaryota; Viridiplantae; Streptophyta; Magnoliopsida; Cucurbitales; Cucurbitaceae. Gene Ontology annotation, biological process: proteolysis. The record is from RefSeq and is a predicted model, not a curated record.
GAUAUUUUCUUUUUCUUUAUCCAAUUGAGCCCUCCACGCAGAAGGCUUCCAUUUGGGGUUGAUUUGAGGGUGGAUCCUCGUAAAUUGCCAAUUCCAAGAGUCCCCUUGUAUUGCGCAAGGCUGCACUUCUGCACGGUCUCAUGUCUAUCCAUAGUCCUCCCAAGCUCCUAAUUUCACCUUCUCUUCUCCAAUUCCAAUCUUUCCAUUGCCCAUUUCCCUUCCAUUUCCAGCAAAAAAAUGGAAUCAAUAAACAUUUCCAUUUACACCGCCAUCAGCGUCUCCUCCUUCUGCCUAGAGCUAUUCGCGAAUGGCAAGAAUAUGAAGAGGCAGUGAAGCGCAAGGACCUCGCUGAAGCUCUUAGGUUUCUCGAAUCCCUUGGCAGAGAGAGCGCAAUCGAACCCCCUAAUGAUUCGGCACUUUCUGAUUCCGCCCCUUCCGCUCUCGGGAAUCCGCGGUUGUCUGGCUGGGAGAGGGACUGGGAGGUACUAGACACUUGUUUGAAUGCGGAUGAUAUGAAGCUUGUUGCCAAUGCUUAUGGGUUUCUCAGGGAUAGAGGAUUUUUGCCCAAUUUUGGAAAAUGCAGGAACAUUGUUUUGGAGGGUCCAAGAGAUGUCACGCCCUCUGUAUUGGAGUCUACAACUGGAUUAGAAGUGUUCAAAUUGUCUCCAAAGAAGUGGGGUCUUUCAGGCAGCUCUCGUUAUGCUUUGAUUGCUUGUCUUGGUGGAACAUCAUUCCUGCUCUCCCAGGACAUAGAUAUAAGGCCAAACCUUUUCGCACUGUUGGGGCUAGCGUUUUUGGAUUCUAUCCUCCUUGGUGGUACUUGUCUAGCGCAAAUCUCAAGCUGUUGGCCACCAUAUAGGCGUCGAAUCCUUGUACAUGAAGCUGGACAUCUACUGACUGCUUACCUCAUGGGCUGCCCAAUUCGUGGAGUGAUUUUAGAUCCGAUUGUUGCUAUGCAAAUGGGGAUACAAGGACAGGCAGGUACCCAGUUUUGGGAUGAAAAAAUGGCAAGCAACCUUGCUGAAGGACGAUUGGAUGGUACUUCCUUUGACAGGUACUGCAUGGUUCUUUUUGCGGGCAUUGCAGCUGAAGCUCUUGUUUACGGGGAAGCAGAGGGUGGAGAGAAUGAUGAAAAUUUGUUUAGAAGUAUCUGCGUUCUUUUGCAACCCCCAUUGUCUGUUGCGCAGAUGUCAAAUCAAGCAAGAUGGGCUGUUCUACAAUCUUACAAUCUGCUAAAGUGGCACAAACAUGCACACCAAGUAGCAGUCAAAGCUUUGGAAAGUGGAAGCAGUCUCAGUGUUGUAAUUAGAAGAAUUGAGAAUGCAUUAUCGACAAAUAGAUGAAGAGCGGAAAUAACAUCGCUGCAUACCUGUUCGUUUUUCUUCUUUACCUCCUUGCAGGAUGCAGGAGACAGCAAUCAUAUAAAUUUGUAAAUGGUGUGAUAUAUCAAUUUGAGGGCCAGUCUUUUCCUUCAUGCACUUCGGCUGCUUGUUAUUUGGCUAUUUCUUUCAAAGAUAUGUGUGUUCGGUGCCCAUGUUUUGAAUCUUAGGAACAAGGUGACGUUGGAAGGGUGGAUGUACAGCAUUAAAGAGUUGAAGCCUGACACUUGGCUCAGUUAGCCUUAACACACUUCAUAAGUUGAUAAUUUUGAAUAUAAUGCAGAAUUUCUACUAUUUGCGAGCC